AUGUUGGAAUCACUCGUGGCCAGCAUUUUAAACAGAUUUCUAAAGAACUACGUCUCGAACUUGAAUUAUGAUCAGUUGAAAAUCGGCAUGUGGAAGGGAGAGGUUAACCUUCGUAACCUGAAGUUGAGAAAGGAAGCCCUUGAUAAAUUAAAACUACCAAUUGAUGUAUCAGAAGGACAUCUGGGCGAGAUAACACUUGUUAUUCCUUGGUCUAAUUUGAGAAACGAGCCUGUAAAAGUCAUUAUUGAUCAUGUAUAUCUUCUGGCCGAACCAAAAAAUGAAGCAACAAUUUCCUUAGAGGAAGAGGAAGCAAGAGCACAAUAUCUGAAAAUGCGCCGCUUGUCAACUGCUGAAAUGCUGGAAUUCUCAAAAACCAAAUCAUCUGCAGAGCAGGAGGAAUUGAAUAAUAAGGAUGGCAAUGGAUUUGUAGCGCAACUGACAACCAAAAUAGUAGAUAAUCUCCAGUUCACCAUGAAAAAUGUUCACUUGCGAUAUGAGGAUAAGAUUUCUGACCCUAGCGCACCUUUUGCAGCGGGUAUUACACUUAAAGAGUUAAGUGCUUUAUCGACGGAUGAAUCUUGGACACCGAAAUUUAUAAAUGAGUCAGUUAAUAUAAUUCAUAAGGUAGAUGCCACUUUGCAGUAUCAUAUCCCCAUUUUAUUGCUAAUUGAAGUUCAGCUAGCUACAUUAGAAUCAUUAUCAGUCUACUGGAACACAAAUGCUGAUUCUCUUUCGGGCAUGCAGCCGGAUGAAGCUGCACGUAUAUUCACAGAGAUGAUUCCCUCUACGGAUAAUCAAGUCAAAGAGCAUCAAUAUAUACUUAAACCGGUAUCAGGAAAAACAAAGAUCAAAUUAAACAAAGUAUACGGUGAUAAUAUCCCAAAAUUUGAUAUAGUUAUGCUAUUCGAUGAGCUAGCUUUUUGUCUGGAUAAUCAUCAAUACCGUGACGCUGUUUUGAUGGUUGAUCUGUUUCAUGCAAAUUUGAAAAAGCAGAAAUAUUUGAAGUUUCAUCCAGGAACAGGCAAAACACCGAUGUCUUAUCCAAAAGAGUACUUCCAAUACGCAGGAAAGGCAAUUUUAUCUGAAAUUCACGAGAAAAAAUACAAAUGGAGUUGGGAUCAUUUUAAAACACGUAGGGAUCAGCGGUAUAAAUAUAUCGAAUGUUACGUUGCUGACAGAAUGCAACAGGCUACAUCAGAUCAAUUGGAAGCUCUAGCACAAUUAGAGCGUGUACUCUCUUUUGAAGACAUCCGUUUCUAUAGAAGCAUUGCAAAAACGAAACUUCGUCAAGCAAAAAUCAAAACUCAUAUUGAAAAAGAAAAAAACAAGGCAGAGAAAGCUAAAAACAGUUGGUGGGGUUGGCUUACAGGCACUUCUACGGAAAAGCACAACGUAGAGCAUAUAAAUAACACUGACGAUCUGGGUUCUAUGACGAUGACAGAAGAACAAAGAAAAGAAUUGUUCAAUGCUAUUGGUUAUGAUGAAGAUAAAGCUCAGAUAGCGGCUGCUGUGGACGUGCCUGCAAACACUGUUAAGUUCGCAUUGAAAGCAAAGCUUAAAAGAGGGUCCUUCACCCUAACUCAUAAUGUCAAAGAAAAAACGGAAACAGAGCUUAUAGGCUUGGUUUUUGACGUUGUCAGUUUAGAUGUAGUACAAUAUGUGAAGAGUAUGAAGGUAGCUGCAACCUUAGGCGAUCUCAAAAUGUAUGAUGGUGCCACAAAGGGCACGUUAUAUCCACAGCUAAUUGGUGUAAACAAAGGAGAAAGCUUACUAGACGUAAAGACGAUUGCCAAGCAAUCUUUAAAAAAGCAGUUCGAUGAAACAAGAAAUAAUGAGCCGUUCUUGUCAAUGGUAUUUGAGAAGAAGCCAUUGAAUAAAACAGCCGAUAACGCCUUUACUUUGAGGAUGAAGCACGUAGAAAUUAUUUACAGCCCAGUCAUUAUUUCAAGCAUGAUGGAUUUCUUCAAACCACCAGCUUCACGAAUGGAAAGCGUCCACGCUUUGAUUGCUGUUGCGAAUAGCACCUUACAAGAAUUAAGACUUCAAACUUUAGCCGGACUUGAGUAUGCGUUGGAAACACAUACAACUUUCGAUUUGAACGUCGAUAUGGAUGCACCUAUCAUCAUCAUUCCAGAAAACCUAACAACUCAAAAUUCAGCAGUUGUAAUUCUUGACACUGGUCAUAUAAGUGUGGACAGUCAGCUGGCUGACAUUGAAGUAUUGAAGAGUAUAAGAAAUAAGCAUAUUCAGCAGUUCACAGAAAAGGACACAGCAACGCUAGAAAGCCUGAUGUAUGAUAAAUUCACACUUCAGCUUAGCCAGACAAAAGUAUUGGUCGCUGCCAAUACCAAAGAUUGCUUAUGGUCUUUGCAGAAUGAUACAAAACCACGCGUUGAUGUUCAUUUAAUAGAGCGUGUUGAUAUGAUAUUCCUUGUAGAGCUUUGUAUUUUGCCAGGAAAGACAGAAUUCACCAAGUUCAAAAUUUCCGGCCAUCUACCAUUGCUUACAGUCAAUAUUUCUGACAGUAAAUACAAAACGUUUAUGAAAAUUCUCAACUUCGUGAUUCCCAAAACUGAAGGCGAAGAAGAUGGUUCGAUCGCCAAUAAUGUUGACUCAAUAGAGCCUCCAUAUGUCGCAAAUGCUAAUCUUAUCAAUGAGCGAUUCUGGCAAUCUCGAACAGAUACACCAUUGUUAGUGGAUUAUGAUAGUGAUAUCGAGAACGAAACUGCUGAUCUAUCAACAGCUGCAAGCUCUACUACUUAUGGUGUGAAGUCAAGCGAUGUUAAGCAGUUUCAACUCACGUUCCACGUCGAUGAAGUAUGUGUUUUAAUCAACGAGACGUCAAUACACAAGCCGCUUAAUGAUACUACACUUUGCCGGCUUCUCUUCGAAGAUUUUGAACUAAUUGUUGUUACAAGAGCCAACGAUCUUUCAGUCAAUGCUUCUCUGAAAGCGCUCAUGGUACAAGACGAAUUGUCGCACGAUCAGAAUUUUAAAUACCUAGUAACUUCAGCGCCUACAAAUGGAGCAAACUGUAUGUCAGAAUCAGACAAUCACAACUUGAUAAACGUCCAAUAUAGGAAAGUUUCUAAGGCGCAUCCUGAGUUUGAUGCUUUAUACGAAGGGAUUGAACAGUCUGUCGUAACCACCUUAUCUACCCUCACAGUUGUUUUGAGAAGCAAAUCUAUUUUGAGACUGUAUAAUUGGAUAAUGAAUACGUUCACUUCGCCGCCUGACUCUACAAUUGAGCAAACAAACGACAACCUCGCAGAGGAAAAACUUUGCGAUCAUGAGGAGGCCAAGUUAUACCCCAAUACUCAGAGUAGCAUUUUUUUACGGAAAGAUACAGGAAGCUCCGCGUCCGUAAUCACGUCAACAAGCAGUAAUGACGGCCGCAUGAAAGUGAUGAUUCAUAUGGAUGGAGUUUCGUUGAUAUUCAUUAAAGGCGGUAAGAGAAUUGGAACAACAACGUUAAGCACAGGUGAUCUCUCAAUAAAAAUGGAGCCUAGCGGAAUGGAAGUCAAGGGCAAAUUUAGUAAUCUUACCGUAAAAGAUGAUACUGCCACAGAAAACAACUCUGUAUGGCAAGGUUAUCAGAAUUUUUCCUCUUCUGAACCAUAUUUGUUGAGACUUGUGGGUGACGAUUUGGCCAAUUUCACAUAUACUACAUACGAUCCGGAUUCUGAAAACUUUCCUGGUUAUAACCAGGGAUUCAGACUAAGAAUUGGUGCUAUUCACUUGCUAGUUACAGACUCACUUAAAUCGAUAUUAGACUUUUUGCAAGAAUUUUUGACCAUGAAAUCCGUUUACGAUACAGCUAGAACUGCUGCUGUGGAGCGUGUGCAACAAUAUCAGGGGGGUAAUCGAUUUCAUUUUGAUGUACUAGUCAAUAGCCCCGUUUUGAUUUUCCCUGUAAAUGAUACUGCAAAAAAGGGAGCCAUCAUCGUUAACUUGGGUGAAAUUCGAGCGAGCAACAAGUUUGCUUCUAUCCAGCGAAGUGAUUUGUUCAAUUCCGCUAAGCCAGUCCUCAUUCCUGCUAUCUUAAUUGACUGUGGUUUAUACGAUAUAAGUUUACGGUCUAUCACUACUUCAAGAAAUGGUAACUCCAACGAUACAUUACCUAUCGUUGACGAUUUGGAUAUAGUUUGUAAGAUUGAAACAUUGGAAAGCGCUACAGAUAGUUUAGGGCCAAGUACUCAAAUUGAAGCUGAUAUAUCUGAUAUCCUCUUAAGUUUCAAUGAAGUACAAUAUAAGCACUUGUGGCAGACAUGGACAUUUAUUCAGCAAACAUUCUUAACAUCUGAACCUAAGGAAAAUAGUAAUCAGAUGCAGUAUGUCGACAACGAUGACACAACAUAUGCAAAUACUGUAUCAAAUGGCUCCUGCCAGUCCGACUCUUUAAAGACUGAAUCGGCAAUGCCUGCUAAUCCAACACGUCAAGAUGAAAGUACUAACAAAAUCACUCUUGAUUUGAUAAUGAGGCUUAACACAGUUAACAUGCAGAUUAUUUUGACCGAAUCUUUUGAUACCUUGACCCGAAAUGAGUGCAUGCUAUCUAAGUUGGCUUUUAAUGGAAUUCAGAUGAAGUUACAAAACACUUCGAACAAUUUUAUGGCUAUGGAAGUUAGCAUGCAAUCUAUCAGUUUCGCGGAUACCAGGACAGAAUCACGAUCGAAAUUCAAGGAUGUCCUACCAGCCAUCCAACUUGAUGGACCUCAAUUUCAAUUCAGGAUGAAUUCGUGUAAGUUGAAUGAUGCCACAUUGAUGGAUAUGAAGGCUACUGUGGAUAGUCCGAGGGUAAUUCUUUCUCUGGACUACCUGUUACUUUUGAAAAACUUCUUUAUCAGUCCGUUCGCUGAACCCACAGAGGCACAGAAAUAUGCGCGAAUUCACAGUCAGGAUUCGAAAAACGAGCCCUCAAAGCAAAUAGAAAAAGCUGCUCCAUCAAUGACAACAACAAAUUUUAAACUUAAUGUUGUUGAUUUAGAAGUUAUAUGCCUCGCGAAUCCUGACAACGUAGCUACCGAAGCCGCAAUAUUUUCGUUUAAACAACUUACGAUUGAUCAAGACAGUAAGUUAGAAAUGCACAUGGAUGGAAUCGGCAUUGUUCUCUGUAGAAUGGAUAGUCGCAAAGAGUCAGAAAUGCAACUUGUAAAAGAAUUCAGUGUUCUGUUUAGAAUGGAGAGUGCCUCAGCAAAUUCCAUACACAAUCUGACCACCAUAGAACUGAAUGUGCAACCUAUUAUUCUUCGUCUGUCCUAUCAGGACGCAAUGCUUAUUUCCCACAUAGCAAGCAAAGUUACUGCUUUGGUGGGUUCUACAUCUAGCAAUCCUGCAACAUCCCGUACUCCUGAUUCAAGAGAGCGCCUCACGUUAACGAAUACCCAACUGAGCGACGAAAAUAACAUGUUCCUUUCAGCAUCAAAUCAACCUAGAAACGCAAAUCGAAGAACAAGCGUAACAGGGCAUAUUGAACCUUUUAUUGUGAUGUCUAAAGAAACUUUGCUUGCCUCUUUUGAUGGUAUUCAAAUAACGUUGAUAGAAGAUCUUCAUGAACUGCCAUUUAUUGAUGCACAGAUACAUCCGUUUGUUUUACGGGCUUCUGACUGGUCAAGAGCGGUAGAAGCCGAUGUAGACUUCCACAUAAAAGUAGACAGUUUCAAUUUUAAAAACUCACAUUGGGAACCAGUCAUUGAACCGUGGAGUUUUUGCAUAAAGGUGUCUCAAGAUGCCACUAAUAAGUCUACCUAUGUUAACAUUACAUCACAGGAGCUCCUUUUAUUCACCAUAACUCACUCCUUUGUCAGUAGUUGCUUAUCAAUUUCUCAAACACUAAAUGAUCUUAAGCCCCUUGCCGAGAGUUCUCCUGGACAGAUCAAGCAUUAUCUAUUCAAGAAUUGUACGGGAUAUGACAUGCGAUUCUGGAAUAUGUCUGAUGAUGUUGCAAAAGGUGACAAUAAAAUCUUCCAACUUAAACAAGGGCAAUCACAACCAUGGACAUUUCGUGAUUGGAGAAAACGACGAGAGAGAUCUAGCAUAGGAAAAAAUCUACUUGGAGUUCAAAUUGAAGAAAGUUAUUGGGAAAGUAUCUUACAUAUACCACUCGAUAAUGAAGGGGAGCGAGCAUAUCGUUUACAGCCAAGUAUAAACGGUGUCUAUCAUCGCCUAAUCGUUGACAUUCGAUUGGAAAACCAUAUUAAAACUGUGGUGUUUAGAAGCGGUCUUGUUUUAAUGAAUAAGACUUCAGAAAGUAUGCAGAUAGCCAUGGUCAAUAGCAAGAGGCGUAUUAUAUCAGAUAUUGUGCAUUUGAGGCCAAAUGAUGCUUUUAAUGUACCCGUCAAGCUUUCUUAUGGGUAUUGGUUCGUAGUUAGGCCUUCAGAAGGUUUCCAUUGGAGUAAAGAAAUGCUAAUGUGGUCAGAUGUUCUACUCCCCUCAUCGCCAAGAUGCAUCGAAUGUAUAUUGAGCGAAGACAAUGAACAUUCAAAGUCAAGAAAUUAUCAGAUCAAUGUAGACUAUGACAAAAAGAACUCAUUAGUCAAACAAUAUCCCUUCCUGAAAAUCCAAUUCUGCCCACCCAUCGAAAUAGAGAACUUGUUACCGUUUGACUUAAAUGUCAUCCUCAGCGACAGGGUAUCCGGUAAAACGCUUUUUCAGAAUAUCAAACAAGGCAAUACUGCUCAUGUGCAUGAGUUCAAAAGCGAUACUGUACUUGCUAUUAAACUUGAUCUUAAAUCAGAUCGGUAUAAUUGCAGCGAUACAGCGAUUAUCGAAACCAAUCCAGGCUUCUCAGCGAUGAACGAAAAAAUUCAAGUUAUCAGCUCUGAUAAUGUGCCAUUGAGUCUAAGGAUGAAUAUCAUUCGACUUACAAACACGUCAGACGCACUGCAUAUAAAUGUGUACGCUCCUUACCUAAUUCUGAACAAAUCUGGAUUGCCUGUGUUUCUACGUCAGCGGCAACACCAUUACCGUCAGGGCCGCACCAGUUUUCUAAGUAUCGAAGCAUAUAAUGAAGGUGAUGUCAUUGAGCCAGUUGUGUUUUCUUAUCCCGAGAUUGAUCACAAAAACCGUGCCCAAAUAUCAUUCGAAGGAUCAAAAUGGAGCGAACCAAUUAGUUUUGAAGCUGUUGGGAGCAACCAAGAAGUCACUGUAUUGAGUAAAGCAGAUAAGCACCUCAUUCAUGCAGGAAUUAAUAUUGAGGAAGGUGUUGGAAGCCUACGAUUAACCAAGAUUGUGACUAUCACACCUCGGUUUAUGGUGAAAAACAAUAUGAAUGUCGCACUGAAAUUUUGUGAGUUUGGAGGAGACGAUGACUGUAAGCUUGCUCCUGGACAAAAAGCAGCUUUUUACCAAACUUAUAAAUCCAAUGUUUGCUGGUUGUGCCUUCAACUUCAGGAAUCUGUCAAUAAGUGGUCCUCACCCUUCAGUAUUCGAAACAUCGGCAAGACCUACGUUAAGGUCGGAAGGGGCGAUGAUUUGAUUCCCUAUUUAGUGCAGGUUUCAACACAGAUCCAAGAUUCUACCAUAUUUGUGACAUUCAAUGAAGCUGAAAAAUGGCCAUUCUACAUUGAGAAUAGGUCCAGCAUAGCAAUACGAUUUAAACAGGAGAGUAUCGGUUUGGAUGAGUAUAAUUUGAAAGAAAGACAGAAGAAAGCGUUCCGCGAGCCUAAAACUUUUACAGUACCUCAAAAUGGCCGAUUCAAGUAUUCCUGGGAUGUACCGGUCGCUAAACAGAAGAGAUUGGGCCUUUUUGUAGGAGAUCGCCAUCGAAGGAUUAAUUUCGAAGCGAUUGGACCUCAGAUACCUUUCAGAUACUCGAAAAAUCGUGAUACUCCGGCCGAAGCUUGUAGUUUGUCAAUAGAUAUUGUAGCUGAAGAUACAGCAUUGGUCUUGUGUCUUACGGAUUUUGACUCGUCUAAAAGUCUCUAUCAACCGAGAAGCCUCAGGGCGCCAAGCUUAUCGUCGUCAUCUCAGGAAGGUAGUGUUAGAGACACUUUCGAAACUUUGCAUCUCGAGCAUGUCAUCAAUUUUAGUGUAGAAGUAAAUUUUGCUGGCCUUGGGCUCUCCAUUGUUAACAGAAAAUAUCAAGAAAUUUCUUACGCAACUGUUAAAGGUUUUGAUCUUAAAUAUACGGAUUCGAAUCUGUAUCAAUCUAUAAGAUUAGGUCUACGAUGGUUGCAGAUCGACAACCAAUUGUAUUCUUCAACUUAUCCGAUCAUCCUGUACCCUACUACCUUACCCAAAGUUGCUUCUGAACUAUCUGCUCAUCCGACACUUCAUAUAGCUUUGGACAAAGUCAAAGAUGAAAGACAUGGUGUCUAUUACUUCAAGUUGUUCUCUCUUCUUUUGCAAGAGAUCACAAUUGAAAUUGAUGAAGAUUUUCUGUAUGCUAUUCUCGAUUUUGCAGACCUCAGCAACAGAGAAAAUGGGGGUACUAGCACUGAUAGUAAUGGUUUGUUCGUAAUGGCAAUCACAGAACCGCAAAUAGUCAGCGUAGAAACCCUUUACUAUUUCGAAGAGUUUUGUAUACAGCCAAUGCGUUUGAAUCUGUCCUUUGUAAAAACGGAUAGAAUUGUAGAGACAGACACAGUGCGAACUUCGGCGGUUGGUUAUAUUUUUAACGUGCUUACGAUGACCUUGGGAAAUGUCAAUGAUGCGCCGAUUGAACUUAAUGCUUUGAUCGUGGAAAAUUUGCGCGCAAGCUCUACAGAUUUAUCUAACCGUAUCUACCUUCAUUAUCGCGAUCAAGUCAUUUAUCAAGUCCACCGUGUCAUUGGAAGCGUUGAUCUUUUUGGAAAUCCCGUUGGUCUAUUUAAUACUUUGAGUUCUGGUUUUAAAGAGCUUUUCUAUGAACCCUACCAAGGCUUUAUCAUGAGUGACAGGCCACAAGACAUCGGUAUUGGUUUGGCAAAGGGUGUAGGGGGUUUUAUGAAGAAGAGCGUCUUUGGCAUCACAGACAGUAUGAGCCGCUUCACAGGUAGUUUAGGAAAAGGUGUCUCGGCAGCAACCAUGGACAAGGGAUUCCAGGAUAGACGACGAAUAAAUAUGAUUCGCAACAAACCUACUCAUGCUCUUUAUGGUGUCACUCAAGGUGUAGGUUAUUUCGGUACAAGCAUUGUUAGUGGCUUCACCGGCCUGGUAAAGCGACCCAUCGAAGGUGCAGAGGAGGACGGCGUAGUAGGCCUCAUUAGUGGUAUAGGAAAAGGUGUAGUAGGUGUUUUCACUAAGCCCAUGGUAGGGCUUUUGGAUAUGGCUAGUAACAUUACAGCUGGUAUACGUGAAACCACGACUGUUUUUGAGAAUACCAACCUCCAGCGCGAGCGGAUUCCCCGUUAUACGGGCAAAGAUGGAAUUGUGACACCUUAUUCGCAAAGAGAAGCUUUGGGUCAAAUGUGGCUCAUGGAAAUGGAAAGUGGAAAAUACUCAAAUGAAAUUUAUAUUGCUCAUAGCCUGAUGGGGGAUAGUGAUGAAAAUGCAGCCAUUUUAACUUUAACGCGAAUAUAUGCCAUUAAUACGGAUAAUAUGAGAGUCUUGUUCUCAGUGUUACUCAAUGAUGUAAAGUAUGCCAAAUCCGAAGUAGAUGGCGUAUAUUUGCAUAUGAAAACGCCGGGCUAUAAAAAAUUGUCACUUAGAGAAGAAACGAGCAGAGAAUGGUUUGCUUCCAUAAUCCAGCAAACAUUGAAUUUCAACUUAGAGGAGAGUCGGCGUCAAUAA
This is a messenger RNA of Mycotypha africana, 9711 nucleotides long. RefSeq lists its product as uncharacterized. NCBI's taxonomy places the organism in Eukaryota, Fungi, Mucoromycota, Mucoromycetes, Mucorales, Mycotyphaceae. The transcript is spliced from 20 exons. Gene Ontology annotation, biological process: late endosome to vacuole transport; mitochondrion organization; protein targeting to vacuole. The coding region runs from base 1 to 9711 and encodes 3236 amino acids. Gene Ontology annotation, cellular component: extrinsic component of membrane. The record is from RefSeq and is a predicted model, not a curated record.